Molecule: messenger RNA, 3195 nt
Organism: Aspergillus puulaauensis
Lineage: Eukaryota; Fungi; Ascomycota; Eurotiomycetes; Eurotiales; Aspergillaceae
Exons: 1
Coding region: 1-3195 (1064 amino acids)
Molecular function (GO): protein binding
Source: RefSeq, a predicted model, not a curated record
AUGAAGUCUUUGCAGCUCCUUACCACUGGUGUCCAGAAACCGAUCGAGGAGCAACGUCGGGACCUUCUUCUCUGGCUUGGUACCGUAUUUCCCGACAAUGAAUAUCAUGCUGCGCUGUCCUUGAAACUGCAUGGAACCUGCUCUUGGAUUUUACACCGCACCCAAUUUCAGGAAUGGCUCUCAAUGGCUCAGCAUGAUGGUCCAAAGGUUCUGUGGAUUCGCGGCGGCCCCGGCUGCGGGAAGACAAUCCUCACUGCCUCGAUUGUCGAGCAUUUAUCUUCAGAUACUGGCAUAGCUUCUCCUGUAGUCUAUUUCUUCUGUACAAGCGAAGAUGAAUCGCGACGUGAUCCAGAUUUCAUUCCUCGCUCGUGGCUUGCACAACUGCUAAACCGGUAUGAUGAUGCCGUGAAGAUAGGUUUAUCGACAUACGAGCCGAACAAAUACCGUACUGCUACCACUUCUGAGGUUUGGGAGAUACUUGGUCGCAUCUGUCAGAACAUUCGGCAAUGCAUAUUUAUUAUCGACGGCCUUGACGAGUGUGAGCCACAUCAGCAACAACAACAGCCAUGGCUUUCCACUACAGAACGAUUCCUGGAGGAUCUUUGGAAAUUUGCAGUAGUUUCACCGGUUAAGAUCCUUAUAUCUAGCAGAAAGGAUGCUGAGAUCUUUUCCAACAUUCGAUCAACUUGCCAGGAUUGUAUCACCUUCUUUGAAUACGAUAUUUGGCCUGAGGACACGAGCAACGAUAUAAUGGAGUUCUCCAAAACCGUUGUUCAUAACCGACUCAAAGUAAACAAGGACCAGGAUCUGAUAGAGGAAAUAUCUAGAGAGACUGCUCGCAGAGGCAGUGGUAUGUUCCUUUGGGUUCGACUUCUGGGGUUGCAGCUCGAUCCUGGGAAGAACAAGACUCAACUUCGGCAAGCCGUGAUCAAAAUGCCCAGGGGAUUGGAACAAACGUAUAGGAGAGAGGUCGAAUUCAUUAUGAAACUCGAUGAAGAAGAAAGGGCAAGGGCUAUGAGUAUUCUACGAUGGAUUCUAUUCGCCCGACGACCUCUCACAGUUCAUGAGCUGACAGAGGCUCUCCUCUCGGAAGAAAGUUCAACUUCCUCCUAUCCAUCCAGCGGCUUGCCAGAUAGUUGGGACGAGUACUAUGUUAACGGUAUGAUAAGAAAGCUCUGUCGAUCAUUAAUCGAUGUUCGAGGGGACCCUGCAGAUUCCUCGAUGGAAACACAUACAGUUCACUUCAUGCAUUCGUCUGUCAGGGAGUUUCUAACACACCAUAUAGCAGCUGCAACAGAACAUGGGAUAUCAUUUACAGAAGCAUGCAAGGAGCACGAAGUCCUCGCAAGAACAUGUUUAUCCUACCUGUGUUAUGAGGAGCUAACCAUCUCCAGUGGUAUAGAUAGUAAAGUCAGUGAUUUCCCGUUCACACUUUAUGCAUCUCGAGAGUGGUCGGCACACUUGACCAGCAGUGGCAAUAUCUCCCACGAGAUCGAAGCCCUGAUUCGAAAGCUGCUGGAUCCGGCUACCUGUCGCUGGAAGGUCUGGUCAAACCUCGUCCUUCCCGGGAGAGUCGAUUCUCUCUCAAGAGAAGGCACCGACAAACCAAUACCAACAGGCCCUUUGUUUUGGGCAUCCUACCUAGGCCUUAGGAAUACAGUGCAGUGGCUUUUGUCGCUUAAUGUUGACAUCAACGCCUCUGACAAGAGAUACGGAUCAGCACUGCAAGCUGCGGCUUCCCGUGGCCAUAUAAAGACACUUCAGCUUCUGAUAGAAAGUGGCGCUGAUGUUAACAUCUCCGGCGGCAAAUAUUUCUAUGCGAUAAUUAUAGCUGUCAAAAUAUGUCCACCUGAAAGGUUAAAAGAAGUCAUUGGUAUACUUCUUGAAGCAGGCGCGGAUAUUGACUCCUGUGAUGGUGAUGGAAGAAAUGCAUUACAUUAUGCCUCUCUCACUGGGUUGACCGAAGCGGCGGCUUUUCUAAUCCAACAUGGUGCUUGCAUCGAUGCCUCUGAUAGGAAUGGAUGGACAGCCCUUCUUUUAGCUUCUGCCCAUGGAUACCCCCAGCUUGCUGAUCUCCUCGUUACGAAAGGAGCCAACAUGGAGGCUGUGAACAAGGAGGGCCAAACGCCAUUAUUUAUAGCAGUGAAAAUGAAUCACCACGACACCCUCAAGUGCCUUCUUCAACAAGGCGCGCAAGUGAACUGUAAGACAGGUGAUUAUGACUUUGUACCCCUUCACAUUGCAGCAGCAAAGGGGUCCAUCGAAGCGAUUACGACUCUUGUCCAUCAUGGAGCCCUCGUCGACACAAAGGCAAAAGGCCAGCCGCCAAUGACACCAUUAUCUGUUGCAGCCUUCGAUGGCCACGUCUCAAUUGUCCAGUUUCUUAUUGAGCAUGGCGCAGUUGUCACUGACUCGGUUUCUGAGCACCCGACGCCCUUGGUAUUUGGUAUUGCAGGGAAACGCUAUCCGGUUGUUAAAUUCUUUCUGGAUCAUGGAGCACCUGUGGGCACCACCAUUUAUAGCGGAUAUACGCCAUUGCAUAUUGCAGCUUAUACGGGACAGGUGGACAUUAUCCAGCUGCUUCUCCUGCACGGCGCUGCUGUAGAUGCUGUGACGACAGGCGGUGCAACACCGCUGACGACGGCUAUUGCGGCUGGAAAUACUCUCGCAGUCAGCUGCUUGCUCGAGCACAACGCGACGCUCGAGCCCUCAACCAACAAAGCUUCGCCGCUCACUGUUGCCAUUAAGCAUGGCUUCUUAGAAAUUGUGCAGUUGUUGCUUCAGCAUGGCGUGAACCCAGAAGCAUACGAUCUCGGGCAAAUCACGCCUCUAAUGGCUGCUGUCUCAUGGGGCCGUGGCGAAAUUGUCCGCCUUCUGCUGCAAUAUGGUGCUCGCCCAGAGCCACAAAAUAAAGACAGUGUCACGUUCAUUCUUUUGGCGAUCAAACAGGGGCACACUGAUGUUGUCCAAACACUCAUUGAGCAUUUUCCUGAUUUAAAUCCAGACCCCUCCACAUAUCUCCUGUGUGCGAUUGAGUUCGACCGCCCGGAUGUUGCCAGGAUGCUUCUUGAGCGUGAACCGUAUAAAGUUCUAGCAAAAGACCCAUUCUAUGUGGCCUUUGCCGCGUCCAAGGGACGUGACGCUAUAACUCAAAGUCUGAUUCAGCACUCAAUGGAAAUAGACGUGAUUGACUAG